Molecule: messenger RNA, 817 nt
Organism: Halichondria panicea
Lineage: Eukaryota; Metazoa; Porifera; Demospongiae; Suberitida; Halichondriidae
Product: exosome complex component CSL4-like
Exons: 1
Coding region: 105-716 (203 amino acids)
Biological process (GO): RNA processing
Cellular component (GO): nuclear exosome (RNase complex); cytoplasm
Molecular function (GO): RNA binding
Source: RefSeq, a predicted model, not a curated record
UAGAAUAAAUGCGCUCUAAUUAGAAUAGUCCUCGCCAUGUGGCGCACCAAAGACGUUUAGUGCAGUGCUAUAUAAUUUUAUAUCUAGUUAAGAAAGGGCUAUUAAUGGAAAAUCAAGAAGAGAAAGCGAAACAAAAUCAAUUUGUGAUCCCUGGAGACUUCUUGUGCCCUGAAUCUGACCACAAACCUGGAACAGGAACAUACACAAAACAUGGAAACAUCUACUCCUCUUUUUGUGGCAAAGUUGAAAUUAAAAAGACACCAGUUGAAGCAGCAGAGCUUCCACUAAUAUCUGUAGUCAGCACUAAACAAAGAACAUUGUCUGUACCCAUAAUGGGAUCUCGCGUCAUCUGCAAAGUAUUCAGCAUAAAUGAGCGUCAAGCCAAAGUGAACAUUAUCAGUGUGGAAGGAACAGUUCUACAACAGCCAUUGAGUGGAGUCAUUCGAAAGAGCGAUGUACGAGAGAUGGAGAAAGACUCUGUGGUGAUAUUCAACUCUUUCCGACCUGGUGAUUUGGUUCGCGCUCGAGUAAUCUCACUAGGUGAGGGCAACCAGUAUGUGCUAUCAACAGCUGAGAAUGAACUGGGGGUGUUUGUGGGCCUGAGUGAAAGUGGGGGGACUUUAGAACCAGUGAGCUGGGCCGAAAUGCAGUGUUCUAAAACUGGACUCAGAGAGAAGAGAAAAGUAGCUAAAGUUGUAGACGCUGUGUCAGUAUAGUGACUGUAGUAUGUCUAUUUUGUUGGUAUAAUUAUGUGUUGCUUUUGUUGUUGUGUUAAAUUGUAUCGCUCUUAUUCAUGUUCAAUGAUAGUUGAUAAUAA